Messenger RNA from Aspergillus aculeatinus CBS 121060, 261 nucleotides. RefSeq lists its product as uncharacterized. The annotation marks the transcript as partial. Lineage: Eukaryota; Fungi; Ascomycota; Eurotiomycetes; Eurotiales; Aspergillaceae. The record is from RefSeq and is a predicted model, not a curated record. The transcript is spliced from 3 exons.
GGCUUUUUCUAUUCCGGUUCCCACUUCCAAAUCCUCAACGAUUCUCCCUCCAGCACCAAGUUCUUUUCCCUAGCAACAGCUCGGUUGCAUAGCAAAGAUGGACAACUGGAAUAGCGCGGAGUGGAAUGAAGACGGUCGUGACACUGGUUAUGGCAAUGACGAAAAUGCCAGACCUGGUGAUUUCAACUCUGCUCCUUACGGUGGCAAUGACUAUGACCGCGCGUCUGCUGCCGACGGACAGGACGAUAACAGAUGUCGCAA